Molecule: messenger RNA, 5636 nt
Organism: Phyllostomus discolor (pale spear-nosed bat)
Lineage: Eukaryota; Metazoa; Chordata; Mammalia; Chiroptera; Phyllostomidae
Gene: ST6GAL2
Product: ST6 beta-galactoside alpha-2,6-sialyltransferase 2
Exons: 6
Coding region: 97-1635 (512 amino acids)
Molecular function (GO): sialyltransferase activity
Source: RefSeq, a predicted model, not a curated record
GAGGCUGUUUAUAGCUUCGUAUGGGGACUACUCUGACAUAGGUUCAUUCUCUCCUUGCUGCUUUAUGAUGCCAGCUGCUGACCUUAGAGCCCUGCCAUGAAACCUCACUUGAAGCAGUGGAGACUACGAACGCUUUGUGGGAUAUUUGCUUGGGGGAUCCUCUUCCUGGUGAUAUUCGUUUACUUCACUGACAGCAACCCUGCUGAGCCUGCACCCAGCUCCUUUGCCUUCCUGGAGACCAGGAGGCUCCUGCCCAUGCAGGGGAAGCAGAGGGCCAUCAUGGGUGCUAUGCAGGAGCCCUCCUUGCCAGAAAGCGUGGAGGCAAACAAGGGGCUGCUUGAUGGACACGCCACAGGGCCUCUCCACCGGCAGAAAUGGGCCCAGGUGCAAAGUGGGGUUGAAAAUAAAGACGAGUUCUUUUCAUCCCAGAUUGGAAGAAAAUCUCAAAGUACUUUCUACUCGGAGGACAACGACUAUAUUUUUGCUGCUGGUCAGCGAGGGCCUCACAGCCAUACUCAGGGGACAUGGGAGUCGCUUUCCCCCAGACACUCUGGCCAGCGGGAGGGGCUAUCGACGGUGAAGAAAAGGCACCUGCAUAAGAGGAGCAGCCAUUUGCUGGAGGAGGGCGACGAUGGAGACAGGCUGUAUUCCCCCAUGUCUAGGACCUUCCUGCACCGGCUGUGGAAGGGAAACGUCUCUUCCAAGAUGCUCAACCCGCGCCUGCAGAAGGCCAUGAGAGACUACAUGACCGCUAAUAAGCACGGCGUGCGUUUCCGCGGGAGGCGGGCGGCGGGGCGGAGCCGAUCGGCUCUGCUGUGCGCCCUGCGGCGCCGGGUGCGAGUGCGCACGCUCGAUGGCACAGAGCCCCCCUUCUCUGCGCUGGGCUGGCGAGCUCUAGUCCCCACCGUGCCACUCAGCCAGCUACACCCGCGCGGCUUGCGCUCCUGCGCUGUUGUCAUGUCUGCCGGCGCCAUCCUCAACUCCUCCUUGGGGGAGGAGAUAGAUUCUCAUGAUGCAGUUUUGAGAUUUAAUGCUGCUCCUACACGUGGCUAUGAGAAGGACGUUGGAAAUAAAACCACUGUGCGCAUCAUUAAUUCCCAGAUUCUGACCAACCCCAACCAUCACUUCAUUGAAAGUUCAUUAUAUAAAAAUGUCAUUUUGGUGGCCUGGGACCCUGCUCCUUAUUCUGCAAAUCUUAACCUGUGGUACAAGAAGCCAGAUUACAACCUGUUUACUCCAUAUGUGCAGCAUCGUCAGAGAAACCCAAAUCAGCCAUUUUACAUUCUUCAUCCUAAAUUUAUAUGGCAGCUUUGGGACAUUAUCCAGGAGAACACUAAGGAGAAGAUUCAGCCCAACCCACCAUCUUCUGGCUUCAUUGGAAUCCUCGUCAUGAUGUCCUUGUGCAGUGAGGUGCAUGUGUAUGAGUACAUCCCAUCCAUCAGGCAGACAGAGCUCUGCCACUACCACGAGCCCUACUACGAUGCAGCCUGCACACUGGGAGCAUAUCACCCACUGCUCUACGAGAAGCUGCUUGUGCAGCGCCUGAACACGGGUGCCGGGGCUGACCUGCGCCAUAAAGGGAAGGUGGUCCUGCCGGGGCUGCGGGCUGUGCACUGCCCCAACCCCAGCUCAUGAAAAGCAACUCUUGGGAACCAAUGUGCAAUAAGGUACUAGUGUUGUGCUCUAAGUCACAAAACAAUACUUGAAGAUAUAUUUUAGGCAAUGUAGUCUUGAGUCUUUAAACUGUAGUUUAGUGAUGGCCACAAGAAUUCUUUAUCUAAGCCAUUGAGUAUUUAUUACUGCUUUGAAUAUAAUAAUGGAAUUAAAAAGGAAAAAAAUAGAUCAAGAAAGAUGCAAAAAAAGAAAAAGAAUAGCUGAAAAAAGGAAAAUGUGUAAGAAAAAUGUUAAGCUUUCUGGGUCAGUUUUGUGACACAUCUAAUAUUAAGAAAUAGUUUAUACUGCAAAACAGUGACACUGAGGUACAGUAUAACAUCUAGUGUGUCACUUGUAUGGGCAUUCAUCAUUAAGGAACCUAGAGUUUAUGAUACUGUCUGAAUUAGCACUCAGAUGUAUUCUUUUUAACAGCAAAAAUCUUUAGAAUAUCCUGUGAGGUGCUUGUGUUUCCAAACCAUUGCAUUCACCACCUGUGCUUCCUAGUAUGCACUGAGUAAUUUGCUCUUUGUAUCAGGACCAUUUAUAAAAUCCUAAAGCACCCAUUUUGAACAGUCCAAAGAACAAGCCAACCCUAGAUUAACACCUCUGAGGAGACACUUGGUUUUCCUGCAGAAUUUCCUUACUCAACUAGGAGUAUUACCCAAAGCAACGUCACUGGCAAGUAACACAAUCAUGAGGCUGCAGGGUGGCCCUGGACAAGAUAGUCCCAAACUCCAGCAUUCCCACCUUGUACCUUCUGCUCUGCCAGUCCUCCCCACAGCCUUCAUAGUUUAUACACACUGACAAGGACAACACACCUAUGGGAGAGGUCUCCUUCCAAUCCAGAAGGAAAGGUUGCAGAGCAGUAACCCUGUGCUUCUGGGGAUGCACACUUGUGUCUUUUAUAAGGAUUUCUUGCAGGUCAAUAUCAGCUAUUGGAAACCUGACACUAAUUCUUCCUACAGUUGGACAUUUAGGAAUCCCAUCCUUGUUUUCAUGAAUAUGAUUUUUAUCAGCAAUAUAACAAAGCCACCAUAUAAUUAAAUAAAAUUGUGUGAAAGUAUGGCUCUUUAACAAGGACAACACAUAUCUGCUUCAGAGGAAAUGCAGAUAGAGGUGAAAUUGUCAUCCCAAUGCUUAGCCAUAUAUAGUUUCGGAGGAGGUUUACCUUAAUUUUUGUCACUGUUACAUUGAAAAAAAUUUGAUAUGAACAUAGUGAAACAGAAACAUUUGAAAUACCUUAAUUAAACAUGGUAUUAUUUCAAUAUAUAGCCAAGACACAUUUCAGCUUUCUGGUCAACACUCUUCACAAAGACCAUAGCAGCUUAAUCAAAUAUGCUCUCCCUCAAAAGUGUGUGAAUGUCAGAAGAGUUUAUAGGAAGUUUUCUUGGUGCAGGAUUGUUUUUUUCCUAAGUUCUCUAAGGACUACUUUCUUAAGCAAGAGUGAUUUAUAGCCAUUUGAUCAAUCUACACAGCAGAAAUCCAGUUGGAUAACAGAUAUCUCCUAUGGCUCAUUAUAAUAGUGAAGUAGGAGUAAUUGAAAAAAGUUUUCAACAUGGCAGUGUCCACUGAAAGCCCAUUUUGAGAGCUUUGUUUCUAGAUUUAUGAUAAGGGAUCAAUAAUUUUGUCCUAUACGUUAGCUAUGUCCAAGCAGACAUGGUCAAGCCACUUUUCUUUCUUAUCUCCCAAAAGAGCUUGGUCUUGUCUGCAUGUUUAGUGGGUAGUAAGUGCAGUAAUUCUGAAUGCUGGUGAGGUAGCUGUGAUGCAGAGUGAGCACUCCUCUUGCAGUACUGUUUCUCCCUGGACCUUCCAGGCUCUGCCUUCAAAUGCCCACAACAUUGAAAUAUCUUUGGUAGUCAUCCUAGUGGAUUCCUUUACCACAUCCUUAUCACCCAGGACAACCCCCUUUGAUGACAUUAGAAAUUGGUUCAGGGAAAAUUUAUUGGGAGUCAGUGUAAACAUGCAAGUUCAAAAGCCCCAGAAAACACUUAAAAGAUUUUUAAAUUGCAUAGUGUUGUAAUGCAUAUACUUUUAAAUUACUUUCAGUUUCACUGAAAUUAUAAGAAAGACUGAAGAGUAUAGAGAAAAUUUAAUUAAAUUGUUUGAAUUUGUUAUGGUCUUAAAGACUCUUGGGAGUCAGGAUUUGUUAAACAUUCCAGAAAUAUAUAUAUUAAGAGAGCACAGGUUGGACAUUCUUCUAUUUAAAAGUUUAAAUUGUUUACCCUGACCAAAUAUUAAGCAGUUAGUGUUACCAUUGAUGACUGCUUUGAGGAUUAGCCAAAUUUGGUAUUAUUUGGCCAGACAUUAAUUAAUCCUUAUAUGUUACAUAUGCUGAACUACAGUAAACACACAGGCCUUUUGAGGCAUAGUUAAUAAUAAAUGGUGCCCCACUGCAUUUCUUCCAAGCUUUGCCCUUCUAAUACCCUUCAUCCUCUUCUGUGAAGGGACACUGAUAAAGCCCUUACAGAGCAACCCGAAGCCAUUAGGUGUCUCUUUUCUUCACUCUCAGGACUGACAAAGAUCACUUUGCUGUAUAUUUCAAGACAAAUUUCACUUGAUAAUUUUUUGUUCCCAUUAUUGUAAUCACAAAAAAACAAAUGUUGGCCAAGAAUGACAACUCAUCAUCAUCUAGAUUCUUUCAAACUCCUUUCACCAGUCACUCCACCAGGUACGAAAGUAAGGUGUGCUAGAUAUAUGUAGCAUUCUCACUGUUCCAUGGAAUACAGUGCUGGCCCUGUGUAUCUGACCCUCCCCCUAAGUCCUUACAGGCCUGCUUUUUUCAAAAACUGGUGCACAGAGCCAGGAUGUGGUCAAUCAAAGUUGUAUGUGAGCAUUAGGCAAUACCAGGGGUGUGCAUUAAAAUGGGCCAUGUGAAGGACUUUUUCACAUCUUUCAAUUACUGAGUCUUUUUCUUGUGUGCCUGGACACAGAGCUCAAGGAACCCAGCAUAAGCACCAGCAUCUCCUGUGUGUCUCAGGCAGGCAGUUGAUACUGGACUCUCCGGUAAUCAUGUGUCCUUGUAGCCAUAGCAUCUGGACAAACAGUGCUGAAUAAUCAUUAGCAUUUUCAGAACUGGGAAAUAAAAGUAGCUGAAGCUACCACGGGGUUGCAUGUUUAUGAGUCAGGUCAUUCUGGUGGAACAGAUUAAUACCUUGUGCUGUAGGUGGCAGCACUUUCAUCCACUGAACUAAUUAGGCCCAGUUGGGCCACAUUAGGUGGGAUCAAGCCUCACUUGUGUCAUGAGAUGAAAGAAUUUAGUGUGAACAAAUGACAAGAUUCAAGUUCUCUUUCCAACCUUUCUUAGAGAUCAUGGCACAGUGAAUGUUUGGAUGGUGGCCAAAGUGACCUAGUCUCAUUUCUGCUUAGCUGUGGAAAGGAAAUAGGGGAAAUGAGGUGGGAGAAUUAUCGAGAAAUAUAAAACUAAAUAUAUAGGCCAAAUAGUCUAAGAAUAUAUUCUAUCAUACUAUCUGUUUUGACUUCUCAGUUUCUGAUAGUUUAGAACUCUACCCAGUGGUUACAUAGCUGAAGAAAGUACGUUUGCAAUGCAUUGCUUACAUAAAAUAUGCCUGAGUUCAAAUUUGUGUUUUAUAUUCUGGGUGUUUCCAUUGUGAAAUAUUCUGCAUGUUUCUGUCACUGGGGCAUAAUCUGCACAAUUGGUAAAUGAAGGGUAUUCUCUGUCCAUUCAAGAAAGAUAUAAGUGCUGAUUCUUGUUUUAUUAAAUGAAUGAAGCAUUUUAGAAAAAAAAAACAUAAUCCAGCAUAUAUCUCUACAUGUUUGGGCUAGUAGAAUUUAAGGAUUGAUAUAGCUCUCACUCUUGUCAUAGAAGUGUGCGUAUAGUUAUCUAUUGUAUAUACACAUAUCUAUACAUAUAGUUGAUUUUUUAUUGUCUUUUUCAUCAAAUUUCAUUUCUGAAACCUUUAUGAUACACUUUAAAUAUACAAACCACCAAUUUUAAAAGAAAGAAGUACCUUGUUUUGCCAUGU